AUGUUCAGGGCUCGAAUUAACUUUUAUUUUUUUACUUGCCCUGUUCAAGGUGUGGCUGGAGCCGUCAUCAUUGCGUCGGAGUGGAGUUGCCGUAGCAGCCCUGACGGGGCGCAGGAGGAAGGUGGCGGCGAUGGAGAAGGACUUGGUGAUGGGGGAGACCGGGCUUUGGACGGUGACCCUGAGGGAGUUUGGAGUCCAGACAUUGAGCAGAGCUUUCAGGAAGCCCUGGCUAUUUACCCUCCCUGCGGCAGGAGGAAGAUUAUACUUUCAGAUGAGGGCAAGAUGUAUGGUCGAAAUGAGCUGAUAGCUCGCUAUAUUAAGCUACGAACAGGAAAAACACGCACGCGCAAACAGGUGUCUAGUCACAUUCAGGUUCUGGCCCGCAAGAGGGUGCGUGAAUACCAGGCGAGCAUCAAGGUCUCUAGUCACCUGCAAGUCUUGGCCAAACGAAAGUCUCGUGAGAUUCACUCUAAGCUGAAGGCCAUGAACUUGGACCAGGUUUCCAAAGACAAAGCACUACAGACAGUGGCCAACCUUUCAUCAGCUCAGAUUGUGUCUGCGAGUGUGAUGAAAAGCCAAGCUACUUUCCCUCCACCAGUCAGGUUUUGGCCCGGCCAUGUGCCAGGACAGCCUGGACAUUCUCAGGACAUCAAGCCCUUUGCACAACCACCAUACACAACACUAGCAGCUCCUGUUCCUGCUCCCAUCAACUAUGAGCCCCUGCCCCCCCCUCGCCCAGCAGCAAUCGCAGCGCCUGUGUGGCAGGACAGAACCAUUGCCUCAGCAAAACUACGGCUUCUGGAGUACUCUGCUUUUAUGGAGACUCAGAAAGACAGAGAGAUGUAUAAGCAUCUGUUUGUGCAUAUUGGCCCAUCCAACCCCAGCUACAGUGACCCCGUACUGGAGUCGAUAGACGUCAGGCAGAUUUACGACAAGUUCUCUGAGAAGAAAGGAGGCCUAAAGGAGCUUUAUGAGAAAGGGCCCCACAAUGCGUUCUUUCUUGUCAAGUUCUGGGCAGAUCUGAGUAGUGAUGUUGAAGAAGGCUCCAGUGCAUUCUAUGGUGUGAGUAGCCAAUACAGUGGAACGGACAACAUCACAAUCAGUGUGUCAACAAAGGUCUGCUCCUUUGGAAAACAAGUGGUGGAGAAGGUUGAGACGGAGUAUGCUCAUUUGGAGGGUGGGAAGUAUGUGUUCCGCAUCAAUCGUUCCCCUAUGUGUGAAUAUAUGAUCAACUUCAUCCACAAACUUAAACAUCUACCAGAGAAAUAUAUGAUGAACAGCGUGUUGGAGAACUUCACUAUACUACAGGUGGUGUCCAACAGAGAGACUCAGGAGACUCUGUUGUGUAUCGCUUUUGUGUUUGAAGUGUCCACCAGUGAACAUGGAGCACAAUACCACGUUUACCGACUAGUUAACGACUAG
This is a messenger RNA of Nerophis lumbriciformis (worm pipefish), 1422 nucleotides long. NCBI's taxonomy places the organism in Eukaryota, Metazoa, Chordata, Actinopteri, Syngnathiformes, Syngnathidae. The record is from RefSeq and is a predicted model, not a curated record.